This is a messenger RNA of Castor canadensis (American beaver), 1298 nucleotides long. The record is from RefSeq and is a predicted model, not a curated record. Lineage: Eukaryota; Metazoa; Chordata; Mammalia; Rodentia; Castoridae.
AUGUGGAGCCGCUCUCGCCCGGCGGGGACUCAGCGGCAGGGCGGAGCGCGGCAGUGUGCGCGGGGGCAGAGAGAAGGGGGCCCCUGGGCCCGGGCUCUCGCCGGACGCCGGGAGGUACCACCACUGCCCGCGGGGGAGGCGGCGGCGCCAGCACUCGGUUGCCCACCCCGGAGCGAGGGGCUGGGGGAGAGUGAGGGCCGGCAGUCCAGCUUGCCUCCCACUGCCCUCCCCGGCCGGGGAGCCCGGAGGAAGCGGCAGAGUCCCCGCCCACGGCCCCCUCCUCUCUGCUCGUUCGCCGCCGCCGCCGCCGCCGCCUCCGAGCCGUCGCGGGCGGGCGGCCAGUCCGAGCGUGGGGCGCGGCGGCGACGGCUGGGCAGCGGUCUUGCGCUCCCCAGGGACCACCCCGCCGCCUCCGUGAGUUACUCCCACGUCCCCCGGGGCUCGCUGCCGCCUCCGCCGGCGCCAAGAGUCCGGCCCGGGCCCAACUCCCUCGUGGGCCCCCCGGCGGCGGCGGCGGCAGCGGCGGAGCCCACCGCCCGGGCCCCGAUGAGUAACUCCCGCAAUAAUCGGGUGAUGGUGGAAGGGGUCGGGGCCCGUGUCGUGCGCGGCCCGGAUUGGAAGUGGGGGAAGCAGGACGGCGGCGAGGGCCAUGUGGGCACCGUGCGGAGCUUCGAGAGCCCGGAGGAGGUGGUGGUGGUGUGGGACAACGGCACCGCCGCCAACUACCGCUGCUCCGGGGCCUAUGACCUGCGCAUCCUGGACAGUGCGCCCACGGGUAUCAAACAUGAUGGAACUAUGUGUGAUACUUGCCGCCAACAACCUAUCAUUGGCAUUCGAUGGAAGUGUGCAGAGUGUACAAAUUAUGACUUGUGCACGGUCUGUUAUCAUGGAGAUAAGCAUCAUUUAAGGCAUCGUUUUUACAGAAUUACUACACCAGGAAGUGAGAGGGUUCUGUUAGAGUCUCGUAGAAAAUCUAAGAAGAUUACAGCCAGAGGAAUCUUUGCAGGUGCCAGAGUGGUACGAGGAGUGGACUGGCAGUGGGAAGAUCAGGAUGGAGGAAAUGGGCGGAGAGGAAAGGUAACAGAAAUCCAGGACUGGAGUGCAUCAAGUCCACAUAGCGCAGCUUAUGUUCUCUGGGAUAAUGGUGCUAAGAACCUUUAUAGAGUUGGCUUUGAAGGCAUGGUAAGUAGUGAAGACCUGCAACAUGUGAAAGUGUCAGAUGUGUGAAAGAAGGAGAGGAAUAGCCCUUAUUUUGCUCUUUUAUCUUUUUUCUUUUCUCAUCCCCUUCUGUUAGAGAA